AGGGACCAGUUUCCUCCGCUCUCCACCCAUUCACCUCCAGCCUGAGCAGAAGGGAACCGAAUCUCCAGCAGCACCAUGGCCUCCAACUUCUCCAGCUACAGCCUCGUCUCCUCCGCCGGUUUUAUGAGGGCCAGCCCUGUGCACUCUGCCUCCAGCGGCUUCCAUCUGGGCAGCAGGAGGGCCAGCAGCGUCUAUGGUGGAGCUGGAGGCUCUGGGAUUCGUAUCUCCACCGGCAGCAGCUUUACAAGUGGCUUCAACCUGGCUGACGCCGUGGACAUCUCUGCAAAUGAGAAGGCCACCAUGCAGAACCUCAACAACCGUCUGGGCUCCUACCUGGAGAAGGUGCACUCCCUGGAGAAGGCCAAUGCUGAGCUGGAGCUAAGGAUCCGCCAGUUCCUGGAGAGCAAGGCUUCCCCCAAGGCUCGGGACUACUCUGCAUACUACGCCACCGUCAGUGACCUCCAGGCCAAGAUCCAGAAUGCCACCACAGUGAACAGUGGAAUCUAUCUCAGCAUUGAUAACGCCAAGCUGGCAGCUGAUGACUUCAGAGUCAAGCAUGAGAGUGAGCUGGCCAUGAGACAGUCAGUGGAUGCCGACAUCGCUGGGCUGAGGAAGAUUCUGGAUAAGAUGACCUUGGUCAGGUCAGACCUGGAGAUGCAGAUUGAGAAUCUGAGGGGGGAGCUGGUCUAUCUAAAUAAGAACCAUGAGGAGGAGCUCUUGGCAAUUCGCUCUCAGAUGGGUGGUCAGGUCAAUGUGGAAGUGGACGCUGCACCACAGGAAGACCUCUCUGCCAUCUUGGCUGGAAUCCGCGAACACUACGAAGCCGUGGUCGCCAAGAACCAUAAAGAAAUCGAGGCCUGGUACCAGACCAAGACCGAAGCACUGAGCAAAGAAGUCGCCAUCAGCACAGAAAUCCUCCAGACGUCCAGAUCAAAAAUAACAGAUGUCAAACGUACCUUUCAGAGUCUAGAAAUUAACCGGGACUCUGAGUUCAACAUGAAAGCGUCUCUUGAGACGACCCUCACUGAGACCCAGAGCCGUUACGCUAGAAUGCUCGCUGGCUACCAGGUGCAGGUGACCAGUCUAGAAGAACAGCUGGCGCAGCUCCGCGCUAAUCUGGAGCACCAGGGUUGCGAGUACCAGAUACUUCUGGACGUGAAGACCAGACUGGAGCUGGAGAUCGCCGAGUACAGAAGACUGCUGGAUGGACAGACCACCACCACCACCACCCAGUCAUCUCGAAAGGAGGUGAUUCUUACAGAAGAAGUGGUGGACGGUAAAGUGGUCAGUUCACCCUGAAACUCCACUAUGUGACAUGAAGACCCUGAGUCAUAUGAAAUUGAUCCUUAAUGCUCAUAGAGAUCAAUAAAAUCAGGAGU
Molecule: messenger RNA, 1379 nt
Organism: Colossoma macropomum (tambaqui)
Lineage: Eukaryota; Metazoa; Chordata; Actinopteri; Characiformes; Serrasalmidae
Product: keratin, type I cytoskeletal 13-like
Exons: 7
Coding region: 76-1299 (407 amino acids)
Molecular function (GO): structural molecule activity
Source: RefSeq, a predicted model, not a curated record